Messenger RNA from Ilyonectria robusta, 918 nucleotides. RefSeq lists its product as uncharacterized. The record is from RefSeq and is a predicted model, not a curated record. Bases 31 to 918 code for a protein of 295 amino acids. Lineage: Eukaryota; Fungi; Ascomycota; Sordariomycetes; Hypocreales; Nectriaceae. The transcript is spliced from 2 exons.
GGUCAAAUAAUUACGACUAGACCUGCCGCCAUGUCAUAUCCAUACCGCUCACAGUUUGGGCCAAGAUCUCCAACGAGCCCCGAAACCGCCGAGAUUGACGAGAGCGCGCCGCCUCUUCCUCCACGUCCGAACACGUUCACGCCACAAUUCUCGCAGCCUCAGUUCUCACAGCCUCAGUUCUCACAACCCCAAGCCUCGCAACCGCCUCAAUUCCUGCAGCCUCCGGUUCCUCCAACAGCGAGCUCAUAUGCUCCCCAUCAACGGGGGAACCCCUACCAAGAACCUACAGCCACGCCUCCCCGGCAUUUCUCGUGGCGUUCUGCGCUUGGACAGGUUGCGCAGAGCUUCACCAACGCCGCGCCCAUGGCCUCUCCACCGGCACCCUCGUUCCCUAGCAGUGUCAUAGUCAAUGGCGUGGAGCUCGGGCAAGCAGAUCUGCUCACGCUCCGGGGAGUUUUAGGAACUGUGAUUCCCGGGAACUACUGGUAUGACCGUCGCAGUGGAGGUUACGGCUCAGCUGGCGGUCCAUGUACCGGUGUUAUGGUCGCCGGGCUGGCUCUCGGUAAUGGGGAGCUUCACCCGCAUGCCUCUGGAAACACGGGCACAGGAGUCUUCAUCAAUGGACGUGAGAUACACGCCAUAGACGUUGCGGGUUUACAGGCUAUGGGAGUAUGGGUGAGACAGGGGAGGUGGUGGCUUAAUGCCGAUGGCAGUUAUGGAAUGGAGGGGAGCCCAAUUACGCUAGGGAACUUGAGAAUACAAGCAAUGGCUCGCCCAGGUGCUGGAGGAGGUUGGGGAGGCGGCGGUUCCAACGGUGGUUCUCACACUUGGAGUACAAGGCAGGGACACUAUGGCGGAAGCGACGGUCAAGGAUUCAGUUACAUCGGAGGGCCUGGUUGGACUUACUAUAGUAGCUGA